AGAGAAAUCUCUGAGAUUCAGCCCAUCCACCACGUUAGGUCAGGUCACUCCUUCGGUCCAUGAUACAUAUAUUUACAUUCGCGUAUUACGAUUUGGUCGUCGCCUUACGAGAUAGAAGAACCUGUUUUUUGCCUCCACUCUUCCUUUAAUCUCCACCAGUUUGGUUUAUCCUGAGUGCUAAUCCGAACGUGAACUUGAACGUAUUGCGAAUGAGCAUCGCAUCAUACAUCGCAAAAUCCAGUUACAUUAUUACAUAGUUGGCUGGGUGGUGAUGAUUAGCAUAAUAUACAUGAACACGUAAAGUAACUUGUCCGUCCGUCCCAUGCAUCGUGAUCCAUCCAUCCAGUGUACAUUGCGAUAAUAUUACAUUCAAUCUCUUUGUGCAACAACUUUUUAUUGACGGACUCUAUAGAACUAGUGAGCCAUUCUACAUGUCUGUUCUCUCUUGUAUAAUAAAACACGUCCAAUUUCGGGAUCCCCAAUCCAAACCACAUCUGCCAAAAAGUCGCAAAACUUGGGGAGACGCGCAGUCUGCCCUUUCCUUCCAAUCCUACAACAUCCAUCCACUCAUUCGUCGCGAAAUUUCUGCUCGCAUCAAACAUUUACGCGUCUAAAUUACAUUUAGAGCAAAAAGUGCGACGAAUAUAAAUGUUGGAAUGUUGCACAUUUAAUUGGGCCACAUUGAAUGCUGGAAAGUGAAGCUGGAUCCCGUCAUCGAAAGUAUAUACAGAAAACAUACACAGAACAACUAAUUUUGACAAAUUUCGGUUCAACUUGACUUCCUGAGUAGAAUAAAGCAAGUAAAAGAAAGGAGAAGAAGGAUUCAGCAAGAGCGGGAGUGAGUGGUCAUUAGUGGUCAUCGCUUAUUAGCUUUGAAACAAGUUCUUCAAGACUAAACCAACACCAGGAAGAACAGCAGGACAUCGACCCAGUAGAUUAUUAGCAGAUAUUGGAUCCGAACAAUAAACCAGUCUCUCGAUUCACACACCACGACGAGACGAGGGAUCCACGAGAGACUCAAUUUCAACAAGAACACUUUUUUAGUACGAAUUAACCAGAAUUUGUCUCAACCUCAAGAUUAACACAACAAUGGAACCCAGCGAUUGAAAAACAAGACAACUUCAUCUUCAAAUGAAGCAAAUGUGUCAUUAUUUUUGAGGCACACGGCUGCAGUGACAAGAUGAAGCUGUUUCUGUCACAUUUGGUGACAAUUAUUACCAUUCUGGUCAGCGCCAUCCCAGGAAAGUCUGAGCAUGUUUGCGACUUUGACAGAAAUUGCCUUCAGAUUUACAACAAUAUGAAAUCCGUGUACGAGGAGGUGCCAAGUGACUUGACGACUCUGUGCGCAUUGUCUCACGACCUUGGUGGCUGCAUGAAGAAGGCAUCCAGGAAAUGUCGCGGAGACUUAAAUUACCACUUUUUCGAAAAGCUUGUUCGAGAUUUGAAUACGAACACGGGAGUGGUAAAAAAUUGUGCGGGUGGGAUGGUUAAAGGGUCCGAGGAGAACAGUUCGAAUGGGAGUUCUCAAACUUCCAUGUCCAGUCAUCACGAAAUUAGUCAUCACAACCACCACGGUCGCAACCGAGAGCGAGCAAGGGGUCGAAUAAACCAAGCCUUGGACCACUGCGCCCCCAAAGUGGACGCUCCACUCGCUGGCUGCGGUCUUUACGGGUUAACUAACCUGAAAAGCUUCUCAGAAUCUCUGAACUACACGGAUAUCAACUACUGCAGUCUAGCUGGUGCUUGGAACCUCAUCGACACUCCAGAAUUGUCUGUACAAAUUACAAACAAAGGUGGCUUAUCACCACUGCCAAAAGAUAUAACUGCCACUACUCUGGUCACAGUGAUAAUAAAGAACAGUGAAUGCUCAGAGCGUAAACUUUAUCAAGCAACAUUUGACGAAGUUCCUGGCAUGUUUUCCGAUGGUUCCACCACCUCUGGAAAUGUUUUCAUCGAAACGGUCACCGAGAGUGAGCAUUCCAAAAUCCACCUUCCUUAUCUUUCAACCACCAUUGAUGUGAUAAAGGUUUUAGACAAAAUUCCAAUUCCGUCCCUCGCCGUAACAAUAAAGAUGCCCCAAGCCUCUGCCCAAGGGUUCAUGUCAGAGCCCAAGCGCCUUCGUGGCCUUCCUCUGUGCUUUUACGGAUGUCCACGCACCGCCACAAUGAGGCCAAAGCCAUUGGCAGAGUCCUCUUCACUGAGCACGAAAAGCGGAGCGACGUCCACGUCGUCGUCGUCGUCCAGUACAAAUAACAAUAAUAAUUAUUACAAGAGUAAAUGUCCCAACCCGGAAGUGGGCAAAGGUUCUGUUGAUGAUUACGAACUGCCACAAGCGGACGGUGCACCUUCUUCCGUCCAUCCAUCCUCACCCGCGUCCAAGCCCCAACGACGUCGUUCGGAGGACACCGAAUUUUCUGGAUCCCUCUCUGCCGAAUUUCUAAGUCAAAGCAGCUCUUUUGCGAAUACCGAUUUUGGUGGGCAGCGAAGCCAGAGAAGUCAUUCCAGUAAUACGGCCGUCAUUUGUGCGUCGCUGAAUAGUGUGCACGCUGUGCUGUUAGAUACCGUCGUGGUCGGAGUAAAGUUAAAGUUUCCUGGAGAUGGUAAUUUUAUCGACCUUUACAACUCUCAAGACUCUAAUUUUGUCAGUUUCAGUUCCGCCCUGACAAGUCAGAGCUCUCCUGUUAGUAAAUUCCAUUGUGUAUUUGUAUAUUUAACAGCUACCCUGAUAUUUGCGUGGAGCUGAUGCUAAAUGCUAAUUACUUAUAAGUAAUAAUAAUGUGACAUUUAUUUAUCUUAGUUUUGACCUCGUGUAGCUUAUUUACUGUGUAGUGGAACAUGACUUUGUACUUUAAACUGUAUUUAUUUUUUAUUCUGUUUAAGAAAUUUUAGCCUACAUUGUUUGUUCAUCAAGUAUUAAUUAAUUCCAAAGCAAGCAAGCUACCUUACGUGUUUACAUUGUACACGAAGAAUUGCAACUCUUUUUUGCAUAUUAUUUAUGUAUUCAUGUGCCAAAUUGUUGCGUAAUCUUAAAGCGCAUAAUAUUUUUAUAAAAGAACCUCUGUACCACUUGUAAGGUCGAUAUUUACCAUGAGACUAAAUGAGGCAGCUUGUAGGAGUAAGGAAAUAUAUUAAAUAUAUGUAGUAUGACCAAAAUAAUACACAAGUUAUGCAACAGGCAGAUAAUAUGUAAGCAGAAGAACAAGGGGUGAAUCUUCUACACGUAUGAAGAAAGUAGAAAUUUUAAAAAAAUGCAAUUAAUUAUGGUCCAAUUUGAAUAGGGGACAAAACGUCUUUGUGUUUUUUUUAAUAGAUUGUAUGUGUGUAUGCUAAUGUGAUGUGAUGAGCUUCAACGUGUUCGUUCGUGCCGUCUUUUUGUGACCAUACAACAAGCAAAGAUCUCAAGUUAUAUACAAUUAACUUUACAACGUAAAAUAAAUAAAGAUUUUUAUGAAAUUGAUGAAAAA
Molecule: messenger RNA, 3464 nt
Organism: Folsomia candida
Lineage: Eukaryota; Metazoa; Arthropoda; Collembola; Entomobryomorpha; Isotomidae
Exons: 7
Coding region: 1181-2743 (520 amino acids)
Biological process (GO): BMP signaling pathway
Cellular component (GO): plasma membrane
Molecular function (GO): coreceptor activity
Source: RefSeq, a predicted model, not a curated record